AUGUCGCGCGCGGGGACGAUUCGCGUCGGUCGAGCGCAUCAGGCGGACGUCCCGGCGGGGACGGACGCAAGCGUGCGCAGGGGGGCGCCGAACGCGCGCGAGCGGUACUUUUUGGGCGCGCGCGCGUUUCCUGUCGGGACGAAGGGGGUAGGGACGCGGGUCGGGACGCGUCCGUCGCCGUGGCGACGCGACGCGCGCGCGGCGGCGAACGCGGCGGCGAACGCGGGCGCGCUCGAGCGAGCGAAUGGAGGGACGGGGACGAGCGCCGAUACCUCGCGCGCCGUCGAGGAUGGACACAGAAAUGACGACGCCGACGACGGCGACGACGCGACGGAAAAGAAUGCGGGCGAACGCGCCGACGGCGACGACGUGAAUGAUGGCGACGCGCGCUCGGCGAAACGAAAGCCGUUGUUCUCCGAUGAAGAGAUCGCGCGCUCCAGGCGCGCGCUCGAGGAUGGAUUGCGCGCGGCGGGCGUGGACGAGUCGAGCGGUAUGCUCGGCUUGCGAACGAUCGGCGCCGCGAACGCGCGAGAGAAUUGGGACGACGAUGAAAUCGCGACAUUUUCACGGCACGCCACCGCGUACGCCGACGAUUUGAUUCGUCUGAAGAGCAAGCUCCCGAAGAAGACGAUGCGCGACGUCGUGAGUUACUACUACAACGUCUGGCAAAUCGGCGUUGAAAAUUUUGGUCGCGUCGACAUCGAGGGCGCCGAGGCGCCGGCGCCGCGCGAGCGCAGGCGAGGUCCGGCGCCCAAGUACACGAGCGCGCAGAUUCAGCGCGAGAAGGAUCAGAGAAGAAUUCACAACUUUUUGGAGUACAUUCGCGCCGUGGCGAUGAAUCCGAAACGGGCAAUGUUAAACGUACAUCGAGCGCCGACGACGGCGCGCGUGUUCGAUCACAUGAUGGCCCGAUUCCGAGCUGGGACGCACCCGUCGCCGGGAGACACCGAGGGGAUUUUGAGCGAUUUGGAGAAGCGAAAGACCGCGUCGCUGUUCACGAAGGAGGAGCUCGAGGCGCAGGCCAAGGCCAAGGCGGAGGCCAAGGCGGAGGCGGCGCGCGCAAAGGCGCGAGCGUACAAAGCCAUGCUCAAGGCCCAGCGAAAGGCGGCGCGCGAGGCGGCGAAGACAGAGGAGGGAGGUGGUAAAACAAAGAGCGAUGACGGCGCCGAGGCGGACGACGACGAGCGCGCCGCCGCGAAGGGGAAGAGGAAGAAGGAUGACGAGCCGCCGAAAAAGAAGGCGAAAAAAACUAACAUUGUGCUUCACAAGACGCCAAAGACGCCAAAGACCGCGGAGAUGGAGACGAAACGCGUCACGCCCACAGGGACGACGAAGGUGGUCAAGUCGAUGAAGCAGAAAAAGGUGAACUCGCCGAACGAGGAAAAGAGGUUCGUUCUUUAA
Messenger RNA from Ostreococcus tauri, 1401 nucleotides. Its product is annotated as unnamed product. The coding region runs from base 1 to 1401 and encodes 466 amino acids. Lineage: Eukaryota; Viridiplantae; Chlorophyta; Mamiellophyceae; Mamiellales; Bathycoccaceae. The transcript has a single exon. The record is from RefSeq and is a predicted model, not a curated record.